This is a messenger RNA of Capronia epimyces CBS 606.96, 3486 nucleotides long. RefSeq lists its product as uncharacterized. Gene Ontology annotation, biological process: regulation of transcription by RNA polymerase II; silent mating-type cassette heterochromatin formation; rDNA heterochromatin formation. The coding region runs from base 1 to 3486 and encodes 1161 amino acids. The transcript has 2 exons. NCBI's taxonomy places the organism in Eukaryota, Fungi, Ascomycota, Eurotiomycetes, Chaetothyriales, Herpotrichiellaceae. The record is from RefSeq and is a predicted model, not a curated record. Gene Ontology annotation, molecular function: sequence-specific DNA binding; zinc ion binding.
AUGGCGUCCUCACCGGCGGAGGGCGUCUCAAUACGGACGAUCAGGCUCAAAGUGUUGUACACUUUCGAUGUUGAGCAAAAGGAUAAUCACCUGGCGAGGUGGCCUCAUCCCGUGGACGUACAGACAGCCUUCGUUGACGACCUAAAUCAGAUCGGCGUCAUCGACCUCCGAACGUGUUUGGAAGCUAUCACCACCGCGAGCCCGGAGCUCACCACACAUCCCGAGAAUGACUAUACUGUCUAUGCAUAUGACUACUCAGAACCCGAUACACCGUUGGUGGGACAGGGAAUGCUGUCCAGAGCACUUGCCAACCAAGACCAGGGCGCAGGCGGCGACAAUGAAGCCAUGGUGACGGGCAAGCUCACCAAGAAUGUUAUGGGUCUAUUCUCAAAGAACGCGCAAGAGAUGCUCGAGGUCAGACUUCGGCUAACACCGGUGAGCACCUUUGCACCAGCAAGGUAUCGCUCGGGAAGUGUCAGUUCCCAAGACGGCAGUCGACCGCAGUGGAGCAACAGCUCCUCGACACAAACUAUGCCUUCAUCGACAUCGCCGGUUGAUACCUCGGGUCUUGAAGCGAUGCAGAGGAUGCUUAGUCGAGAGAACGUGCCGAGCUCUGGGCCAAUCAGCAGACCUGGUACGCCCAACGCGUCACAAAUCUUGAAUGCUCCGACGAGACAGGCUGGGACCUCGUCUCGUCCCAGCUCACGGGCUGGAACGCGUCAAACAACAUCUCACGCGCGUCGUGACUCUUUCAACUCUGGGUACUAUAGUGGGGACGAGAACGUCGAGGACGGCCCGGCAAGAAAGCGAGCAAAAAUAACCAAAGUCGAUUGGCCUACCAAGUCCGACCUCAACAUCGAAAGACAGCCGGAAUCAUUACGUGUCGCGGCAAGCAUUGCGUCGAGUGUGCGUCUUCAACGUCCGAUAGCGAUCAAUCCGGCGAUCACAACCCAAGGAAUCCUUUCGACGGAGGAACCAGUCCGCCCGCCUACACCAGUACCAGCGUCUAGGUCAAAGCCACGUGGCCGAUCAGUACGGCCAAGAAAGAAUCCUCUAAGCAACCUCGUUCAUGGAGCCCAGAUCCGAGGGUCUUCUCCCAGUCCAGAAUCAGCGCCUCGACCCGACCUUCUCAAUAUACCUGUCGCCUCUCCAGAAGACACUCGAGCACGAAGCCUUUCCAGCACUCCCGCAAACAUCCCCUCAUCCCCUCCAGUCAUGCCCGAACAGCAACAUUCAAUGAUCACCAGUCCUGCGCUUCCGCCUCUGGCUGAUCACGGCCAUGAUUCGGGCUUUCUAAGUGAAACGCUUGACGAACUUUUCGGAGAUGACCAGACACUCCAGUUCGAGGAUUUCAUAAUUGACAAGCCAGAUGGCGAAGGAUGUGAUGAGACACGAGAGCGGAGCAAGAACACUGCUAAUUUGUACCCUUUGGUCUUUGGCGAUGGUAAUGUGUUUGAAGAUCGAUCCGCAAUCCAACCAAAGCCUCACAUGAUCCCGCCUCCUCUUCCCAUGUCAUCGCGGCCGGUAGCUAGAGCACAGUCAUAUACACCUGCUCUACGGACUAGCACAUCGUCCCCCAGAUUGGCACCAGCACCUAUCCCAAGAGCUCGCCAGAUCAUGGAGGAACAGCGAGAUCAACAACGUAUGAAAACAAUAGCUCCGGCACCACUGCCAAAGAGCGAUCCGCCGGCGAGGAUGUUUCAACGUUCACAGACAUGGGCACCAGACAGUGAUGCGCUCAUGUCAGAUGCGCCUACGGGGGAAGAAUCCAGAGCCAAAGCUGCAUCCAGGAAGAAAGUGGGCAAAGAACAGACCAAAGCAAGGUUGGAGAACGCAAUUGCUAAUGGGGAGAUGCCACCUUUCUGCGACAAUUGCGGAUCCAUCGAAACCCCAGCGUGGCGACGUGCUUACGCUAAGACCUUUGACUGUGCAUGGGACGAUGUUGAAACAUCCCUGGACCAAGGCGAAUGUUGUUACAAGGAGAUUCUUGCGCAUAACCCUGAUGGGAGCGUGAAGACCUUCAGAGGGUACAAGGUGGAAAGAAGACCGGGAGACGAGGUAGACGAGUGGACGUCGAUUACUUUGUGCAAUCCGUGCGGCCUAUGGUUCCACAAGCAAAAGUGUCCACGCCCGCCCGAAAAGUGGCAGAAAAAAGAUCCAAAGGAAAGGGGCAAGCGAAAGCGAAAUACCAACUCUUCUUCAAAGGCUGUGAAGAAAGCCAAUGGAAACUCAAAUCUGAAGAGUGACGCCCAAACCCCAGCGAGUGAUGACUCUUCACCGGCCGAUUUCGCAACCGAAGCUCCGGAUGCUGAAGAAAACGAAAAUGAAGCAACAAAUAACGAUGACUACAUGGCUGACAAUGUUGAACCACAAUUGCCUCAAAUGCCGCACACGUUCAGAGCUAGUAGUGCUGAACCUGGACCAAGGGGAUUGCAGGCAAGCUUUCGCCAUCGAGCCCACGGAAGGCAGGUUCAGUCAAGCCCUGGACAGGCACAUGGAUCCGAAGGAGUACCCAUCGAGAUAGAUCUGACACCAAAGCCCGUACGGAGGCAGCUCUUUCCGUCGCCAGACAAAGUACAGGUCCGGUCUGAUCCAGGCCCAGCCACGUCGUCUUCCAAAGCCACAAUUAGCCUUCCCGCAUUCGUCCGACGGAGUCCAAGGCUCAACAAGACCAGAGAUGUCUUUGCGCUGUCAGCAGGGGUUGUUGAGAUAUCUGCGGAUGGGAAAGAAAAUAUCGCUCCAGCCCCAGCACCUACUGUCGUGGACGACGGCCUCGCUGAUCUGUUCGAGGAGGGGCCUGCUGAUGUGGAAUUGCCUCCUAUGACUCCGACUCCAAAGAGGCGCUCUGAACGAUUGCUGCUGAAGACUCCCUCGAAGACACCUCAACGUCAAUUCGGCGCUGGCUUGUCACCCAAUGCUGGAUUGCACCCUAACUUCCGCACUCCCAAGGCAAAGUCAGCAACACAUCCGGCACUGACAGCGCUGUUAGGCACCGCUCAUAAGGAUGUGCUGGAAAUGACUCCUUUUUCGCGAUCAAUCCACGACGCGUUGACUAGUGAUCUUCCGCUACCGUUGGAGUUGCCUGAGGAAAACAAAUCUCUCCUACGUGGCUCAUCGAAGAAAAGUACUCCGAACAAGGCGCUCUGCUUUGACUUUCCUGACUUGCCAUCUCUCAAGAACUCUUCCCCAAUGUCGAACGAGCAGUUGGUCAAUUUCAGCUUCUCUGAGUUGACGACGGACCAAUUACACAGCGAUUGCAAUGAUCCUUUUCACGCCAAUGUCACGAUGCCCAGUUCGCCACCUCCAGGAUUGUUCAGCUUUUUGGACACCCACGAGCACGCUUUGUGGGAUGGUAUGCUUUCAGUGAAUGGAACUCCCCACGAUGGGCAACCGACAUAUCCGGACCCAGACACUGAAGGCCUGACCGGAACAACAAAGCUUUCUCAUUUAUUAAGGAGAAGUCCUAGGAAACCACACGCGCAAUGA